Lathyrus sativus (Indian pea) is the source of this 1431-nucleotide messenger RNA. NCBI's taxonomy places the organism in Eukaryota, Viridiplantae, Streptophyta, Magnoliopsida, Fabales, Fabaceae. The record is from the annotation of a GenBank genome assembly.
AUGAACAACAACAUCAAUGGUUGGGUAGAAGAAAGAGAAGGUGAAAACACCACUACUUCACCUUCAUCUUGGCCUAAUACCAACCCAAACACUCCUUCACCUGCUUCUACUUUACUCCAAAACAAACAACAUUUCGCUGCUUUCAAAACCAUGCUUGAAAUCGACGAUGAUGAUGAAUGGUACAUGAAAGACAUGGCUUUUCCGCCUAACUUAGAUACCGUUUUACUCAACACCGUUGAUUCCGUUUCUUCCUCUUCGUGUUCACCUUCUUCCACCGUUUUCAACGCACUUGAUCCUUCACUGUCCAAUCUUCAGUAUCUUCUUCCUCAAAAUCACAAACCCGUUGACACCCUUUCUUCUCUUCUCAACAACCCUUUUGAGAUUCCAUGUGAAGCUGGUUUUCUUGAACCUCAAGGUUCAGCAUUACCUCCUUCUCCAAAAAUGGGUAGUUUGGUUGAUUUCACAGCUACAGAGAUGAUGAGCUUGCCCCAUUUGGCUCAAACUAGCAAUGGCUUCAUGGGGUUUCAGAACUCGGAAGAGGGUUCUGGAAAGUCGCUGUUUUUGAACAGGCCCAAGGUUUUGAGACCGCUUGAUUCUUUGCCUCCUUCUGGAACACAGCCUACUCUCUUUCAGAAGAGAGCUGCACUCAGAAAAAACAUGGGCAAGGGUGAAAUUGGGGAAGGGAGUGAUAAGAAAAGGAAGUUCAGUGGUGGAGAUGAAAUUGAAGAUUUGAGUUUUGAUGGGUCUGGUUUGAACUAUGAUUCUGAUGAUUUCACUGAGGGUAAUCGCAAAACCCGUGGAAAUGCUUCCAAUGGUAACAGCGCUGUCACUAAUCAGAAAGGGAAGAAGAAAGGAAUGCCUGCUAAGAAUUUGAUGGCCGAGCGUCGCCGCAGGAAGAAGCUCAAUGAUAGACUCUAUAUGCUGAGGUCUGUUGUUCCAAAGAUUAGCAAAAUGGAUAGGGCUUCAAUUCUUGGGGAUGCAAUUGAGUAUUUGAAGGAACUUCUGCAAAGGAUCAAUGACCUUCAUAAUGAGUUGGAAUCAACACCUGCUGGAUCUUCACUAACACCAGUUUCAAGCUUCCAUCCGUUGACACCGACUCCAUCUUCGAUGCCGAGCCGUAUCAAAGAAGAACUAUGUCCCAGCUCAUUGCCAAGCCCCAAUGGACAGCCUGCCAGGGUUGAGGUUCGGUUACGGGAAGGAAGAGCCGUAAAUAUCCACAUGUUCUGUGCUCGCAAACCUGGUCUGUUACUUUCAACCAUGAGGGCUAUGGAUAGCCUUGGAUUAGAUAUUCAGCAAGCUGUUAUAAGCUGUUUCAACGGAUUUGCUAUGGACAUUUUCAGAGCCGAGCAAUGCAAAGAAGAUCAAGAUGUUCAUCCGGAGCAAAUCAAAGCAGUACUCUUGGAAUCAGCUGGUUUCAAUGGCAUGAUGUAA